This is a messenger RNA of Megalobrama amblycephala (Wuchang bream), 1296 nucleotides long. RefSeq names its product abhydrolase domain containing 10, depalmitoylase b (gene abhd10b). Gene Ontology annotation, cellular component: mitochondrion. Lineage: Eukaryota; Metazoa; Chordata; Actinopteri; Cypriniformes; Xenocyprididae. The record is from RefSeq and is a predicted model, not a curated record. Bases 138 to 1007 code for a protein of 289 amino acids. The transcript has 6 exons. Gene Ontology annotation, molecular function: hydrolase activity, hydrolyzing O-glycosyl compounds; palmitoyl-(protein) hydrolase activity. Gene Ontology annotation, biological process: protein depalmitoylation.
GGAUGGAAAGAGGCACUUUGGUGAGACUAUGAGGAACCAGUGUUGAGCAUUCUGGGAUGUGCUGAUAGGAUGAAAUACAUGAUAAAGCUAUACCAACGUUCAUCACUACAGUUAAAUGAGUUGGGUGGUGAGACAGCAUGGCAGCGGUGGUGCUGAAGCAGUGUUGGAGAGGACUUUUGCUGAAGUCGAGCAAUGGAGCUGUCGGUGCUGUCAGAUCGAAGAUUUUGGAGGGAGUCAGACAGAAAUCUACAGUACAGUACAUAUCACGGCCAGAUCAACCAAAGCUGGCCUAUCGUAGAGUGAAGGGAAAGAGUCCUGGUGUUGUGUUCCUGCCUGGAUAUGGAUCCAACAUGAGCGGCCAGAAGGCAGAGGCCAUGGAGGAGUUCUGCAGAUCUCUAGGUCAUGGCUACCUGAGGUUUGAUUACUCUGGUCAUGGAGCUUCUGAAGGUGUAUUUUCAGAGGGCACCAUUGGAACUUGGAAAAAAGAUGUCCUGUUCAUGUUAGAUGAACUUGCUGAAGGUCCUCAGAUUCUUGUUGGCUCCAGUAUGGGUGGCUGGCUGAUGCUUUUGGCUGCUAUCGCUCGCCCAGAGAAAACAAAAGCAUUGGUGGGCAUUUCCACAGCAGCAGAUCAUUUUGUUACAGCCUUUAAGACACUUCCUAUAGAGGUGAGAAAAGAGUGCGAGGACAAGGGUUCAUGGACGGUCCCCACGAAAAGUAACGAGGAGGGCAUUUACACUGUGAGUAUGGACUUCCUGCGUGAAGCGGAGAACCACUGCAUCCUACAGAGCCCCAUCCCCAUAACCUGCCCUGUUCGUCUCAUUCACGGCCUGAAAGACGAGGACGUGCCCUGGCACAUCUCCAUGCAAGUGGCCGAGCGUAUACUGAGCCCCGACGUGGACAUCAUUCUACGGCGCCACGGCCAGCACCGUAUGGCUGAAAAAGAUGACAUCAAGCUCAUUGUCUACACCAUUGAUGACCUCAUAGACAAGCUUACCACCAUGGUGUGAGGCACCGUUUGGGAUCGGGUUACCAAGCAACUAGCCUUAAGACCCUCUACCACUCGCUUUUGCCAAACACCCACUUCCUGUUUUGUCUUCCAGACCAGAAUGAUGGAAAGUGUGAACUGUGGGAGGACAAAAUCUUUUCUUUUACAUGUUUACUCAGUGCAAUGCUGUGCCAUUAAACCUUUAAGGUAAAGCUGCUGUUUGUCUAGCAAAAGGUUUGUCAGGAUCUUCUGUGCCUUUUUUAACCGUUUUUCAAACUGUUUUAUGGAAAUAAAGCCUCUGUUUACCAAUA